Molecule: messenger RNA, 408 nt
Organism: Austrofundulus limnaeus
Lineage: Eukaryota; Metazoa; Chordata; Actinopteri; Cyprinodontiformes; Rivulidae
Gene: rnf25
Product: ring finger protein 25
Biological process (GO): protein ubiquitination
Cellular component (GO): nucleus
Molecular function (GO): protein binding; ubiquitin protein ligase activity
Source: RefSeq, a predicted model, not a curated record
GAGGGGGAGAUGUUCACUAAGACCAGCUGCUAUCACUACUUUCACUCCCACUGCCUCGGACGCUACGUCAGCCACUCGGAGCGGGACCUCCGUCAGCGGGAGAAGGAGCUGGAGGAGGACAAGACCCGAGACAGAACCCUCCAGCAGGACCUGAGCGUGGUGUGUCCCGUGUGCAGAGAGCCUCUGACCUACGACCUGCGUCUGCUGCUGUCCUCUCCUGCUCCUCAGCUGCCCGAGCUCGACGAGGCCGCUGUCGGCUCCCACUUUCAGCAGAAGUGGGGCGAGCUGCAGAAGCUUCUGGACAAACAAAGAUCUAAAGGUGGAAUCAUCGACCCUGAGGUGGAGUCAACCCGCUACCUGAUCCACAUCCAGGUGAGACCCUCACACACCUGACCCUAGACCUCUCCU